AUGUCAGAAGUCGCCUUUGCCAAGCAAUUCAUCAGCUCGCUUGGCCAGACGCCAGCAAAGCUCUCGCACAACUAUGUCCAAGAUGCCACAUCCCUUUCCAAAGGCUCACCCUUCAUCCUCCCGUCCAUGGCCACCCCGAUGAGCCGCCCGAAGGCCACCGCCGCCGCCAUUCCCGGCGAGGAGCCCAGCGUCACCGUCAAGCUGCUCUCGCUGCGCAACCCGCGCUUCGAAAUCACACUCCCCGCGCAGCCGGUCUCCGCGUCCCUGCUCGAACUCAGGCAGGCCGCCGCGGCGCACGCCCGCCUCCCCGCCAACAGGCUCAAGAUCCUGCACAACAAGCGUCUGCUGUCGGACGGCCAGCGGCUGCGGGACGUGCUGGGGCUCGACGACGAGGGCGCGCCGCCACCAUCGACCAUGGUCGAGUUCAGCGUCAUGGUGACCAAGGGCGCGGCGGCCGCGCUGCCUGAGGAGGAGGCAGCCGCGCCGGUGAAGAGCAGCAGCAACAGCGAGGCGAAGAGGGGAGCGGAGGCGGUGGCGGAGCCGCAGUUUUGGACAGACUUGAACGGAUUCCUGCUGCAGAGGGUCAAGGACGAAGAGACGGCAGCUGAGCUGACGACGGUGUUUAAGAAUGCGUGGGAAUCGCGAAGCGCGAAGCCGUAG
Cordyceps fumosorosea ARSEF 2679 is the source of this 660-nucleotide messenger RNA. RefSeq names its product Ubiquitin supergroup. The transcript is spliced from 2 exons. Lineage: Eukaryota; Fungi; Ascomycota; Sordariomycetes; Hypocreales; Cordycipitaceae. Bases 1 to 660 code for a protein of 219 amino acids. The record is from RefSeq and is a predicted model, not a curated record.